GGUUUUCCACGUUAAGAGGAAUGUGAUGAGGCUGCAGGCGGUCAGAGGCCAGUCUGAAGGUUUCAAAGACCUGUUUGUGAGCUAUGUUUGGAUGAAAACUAAAUUAAAUGAUCAUAAACCAGCAGGUCAAGAGAAAAAUAAUACAUUUUAAAAAAAAAACUCAAGGUCCACUCACUAAUUGUUUUGAGGACUUUCAACCACAUCUCACGGUCUUCGUCAGCACCUGACGUCACGGAGACGGCAGUCCUCGUCAUGUGAAGCAAACUCUGGAAUGUCUUCGUUGUGGAGCCUGAGACCAGUGCUGACAUCACUGUUUCAAGCAUCCCAGCAUGCCUCUGCCUGGACAGGUCCCAUCCUCUCCAGGACGAUGGCCACCCUCAACCAGAUGCACCGCCAGGGGAAGCCCAAACCGCCUCCUAAAUCUGUCGGCGCCACGUUCGGCCGUCCCCAGCUGAAGGCGGUGAUACUGAAGACCAUGAUCCGAAAGCCCAAGAAGCCCAACUCUGCGAACAGGAAGUGCGCUCGGGUGCGGCUGUCCAACGGGAAGGAGGCGGUGGUGUUCAUCCCCGGGGAGGGGCACAACCUGCAGGAGCACAACGUGGUGCUGGUGGAGGGCGGGAGGACGCAGGACCUGCCCGGGGUCAAACUCAAAGUGGUCAGAGGCAAAUAUGACUGUGCUCACGUGGUGAAGAAGAAGCAGUAGAGCGAGAGACGGACGCCGCCGUGACGGAAAUGUGUGUUUGUCAGUUGUUUAAUAAAUACAUGUGCUCUUAA
Messenger RNA from Siniperca chuatsi (mandarin fish), 774 nucleotides. RefSeq names its product mitochondrial ribosomal protein S12 (gene mrps12). Gene Ontology annotation, cellular component: ribosome; small ribosomal subunit. The transcript is spliced from 3 exons. Lineage: Eukaryota; Metazoa; Chordata; Actinopteri; Centrarchiformes; Sinipercidae. The coding region runs from base 272 to 703 and encodes 143 amino acids. The record is from RefSeq and is a predicted model, not a curated record. Gene Ontology annotation, biological process: translation. Gene Ontology annotation, molecular function: structural constituent of ribosome.